AUGUCUAAACGGCAUAAUACAUCAUCAGUAGACAAUUGGGCCAAACGUCAACAGAUUGACGAUUUCCGAAAUGAUACAGAAUUUGUUAACAGCGUCGAGACCACAAGCCAAGCGCUAGCGUUGCUUGCAGAGCAGGCAGAUGAGCUGGUUGACUGUCUUCAGUCUUUAAAGCGACAGUUUUCGCAGAGCACAACCCUUACAGACUUCCAAAUUGGAAACACAAACUCAAAUUUAUCACGACUGACCAGGCGGCUACUUCCCUCUUUUCAGAUUAUUGGGUCUAUUGAUGAGCCUAUCGCCGAGACGGCUAGGCCUCUGGCGAAGAAGACAUCCACGGAUCCCGUCUUAGGAGCUGCCCAAGGCUCAUCAAAUAUACCAGUGCUGUCUCCUACUAGUGUGACACCGUGGAUCUCCUCGGAUAUAUCGCAAGAAUGGCCUCCUUUACCCCCAAUUCUUGACCCAAAGCUUGCCGAAGAAGCAUUUACGCAUCCAGGUCUAGGCAUGGACUUCAGCUACGAACGCCUAGAAUGGCUUGGUGACGCUUACCUUGAGCUGAUUGCGAGUUCUCUCAUCCAUCAGACAUUCCCAAAGCUGCGAUCUGGGCCUUUAUCUCAAUUCCGCGAGAGAUUGAUCCGAAAUGUCACUCUUGCCGAAUACUUCCGGUAUUAUGGCAUGGAGAGGCGAGCCAAGAUUCCAGAUCACUUUGAUUUAAGCAAGGGGCUCGGAAGGGGUAGAUCAAAAGAUAAGGAUAUACUGAAGACGCAAGCCGACAUGUUUGAAGCCUACGUCGCGGCUGUUAUUCUCUCAGAUCCUCAAGAGGGGCUUGUCAAAGUGGUGGAGUGGCUCAAAGCCCUCUGGGGCAGAGCGAUCAAAGAAGAUGUUGAAAAAGCAGAGGCUGCAAAGCGACGCCGGGAAGCUCAACCAGCGGGGGUGGAGGCAACAGAAAAGAAUUCCAAACAGCGGCUGAGUGUCAAAAUUGUGACCAAGGGUGUCACCAUUGACUACAAAGAUCUCCCCGGCGAGAAAAGGGACAAACAUUUGAAACUACCUCUUUAUACCGUCGGGGCCUAUCUAACCGGCUACGGCGAGGUAGGGAGACUACUGGCAGUCGGCACAGCCCUGAGCAAGAAAGAGGCUGGCCAGAAAGCUGCCGAAGCGGCAUUGCAGAACAAGCGACUGAUACAGGCAUACGAGGAAAAGAAGAGGCAAUAUAUACAGGCCAGAGACGACAAUACAUUUGUCGACAGCCUUUUUUGAAUGGCGAUUUAUGGCUACGGUUCUUGGGCAAAGAUGGAUGGGCAUUGGAGUGCUCCCAUAUGAUGUUGAGGGCCGGAAUUGGGAUCACAGCACAGGGGCUUGAUAGGCCUAAUUGUUUAAUUGUGGAGGAUAGGAACUUUACUUAAUAGAUGAGCAGCGUUUACAUACGCAGUUUGUACUGAUAAAACGAUAAAAAGCUGAGACACAGCAGUGAAUGGCUAUUGGCGAAAUAUCUCGCCAUGAUCGCCAGCUCGUAACCACCUGUCGCAUCAUGUGUUUUGGGAGCCUGAUCUCCCGAUACGUGCGACCUUGGCCUGUACCACUAAUGGGUGCGUAUUGCAAGCAGGAGAAGAUAUUUGCUAGUUACCCAGUUAGGCAUGGAAUCAUUGCUUACUUUCGCUCUCUGUUUGUCUUUUUUUGGGCAUAUUGAACACUAGCGCCAUUAAAGUGACUGGAAAAGCUUUUCUGCCACCACCGCAAGAUGUUUCUCAGACGCAACAGCAGGAAUGCGCAUGCAAUGCACUGUAUCCGUAGCUAAUCUGGGGUAAAACCGGGCGUCGAGAGCACUUCAGCUUCGAGGUACCCUUUACUAAGCAUACAGGCCAUCUUCACGUGUCGCCGCAGGUAUCGCAUACCCCCACCCGAUGACGCUCAGCUUGAGUGCCACACUUGGUCGUUCUCAGCAGCCGAGCCCCCUGGCCGGGAGCGUCGCAAGUCCCACGGCUUAGAGCGCGUGCGCGCCGAGGUUCAAUUGGGAGCCGGUCCACGACAAAAACCGAGCCGCCAAAACAGCUGCUAUUCCUAUGAUUGCAAUACAUAAUCGUAAUCUUGACAUCCGCUACUCCGACUAAUCGCCUCCGCCUUGCCUCUGCCGGCCCUCAACCUGCGUCAUCUUUCUCAAAGGAAGCGCCUGUCUCUGCGCUGGUCUGUGGUGUCGCAUUCAAUUCGUCUCGACUCCGUCCCUCGGUCCUUAUCGCCAAUCGAAUAGCCUCUCCAGAUCAGCGAAUCCAAAUACGCAAUCGGUGCCUGAGCCCUCCCAACGAGUGCCACCCAUUUACCACG
This is a messenger RNA of Trichoderma atroviride IMI 206040, 2319 nucleotides long. RefSeq lists its product as uncharacterized. Gene Ontology annotation, molecular function: ribonuclease III activity. Gene Ontology annotation, cellular component: nucleus; nucleoplasm. Lineage: Eukaryota; Fungi; Ascomycota; Sordariomycetes; Hypocreales; Hypocreaceae. The record is from RefSeq and is a predicted model, not a curated record. Gene Ontology annotation, biological process: U4 snRNA 3'-end processing; termination of RNA polymerase II transcription; rRNA processing.